This is a messenger RNA of Fraxinus pennsylvanica, 3666 nucleotides long. The record is from the annotation of a GenBank genome assembly. NCBI's taxonomy places the organism in Eukaryota, Viridiplantae, Streptophyta, Magnoliopsida, Lamiales, Oleaceae.
AUGGAGUUCACUACAAUGAAGAUUGUUGCUCUAACUACAAUGUACAUAGUGUUUUCAUUUGUUAUGGGAGCCGAACAAGGCGGAUCUUCGUCCAUAAAAAGGGAUUCCGAGGCUCUUCUCUCCUUCAAGAAGAUGAUUCAGAAUGAUCCCAAUGGAGUUUUGUCAGACUGGCAGCUAAAGAAAGAUCCCUGUAAUUGGUAUGGAAUUACAUGCACUCUUGGAAGAGUGACUGCUCUUGAUCUUGCUCAGUCUAAUCUUGUUGGCCAAGUCUCUUUUUCGCCCUUUUCUUCGUUAGAUAUGUUGACUGCCCUCAAUUUGUCUGCAAAUUCGUUUGCUAUAAAUUCUACAACAUCUUUGCUCCAGCUCCCUUAUGGAUUGAAACAACUUGAACUUUCUUUUUCUGGGCUUGUAGGUCAUUUUCCGGAAAGCUUUUUCGCCAAGUGCCCGAAUCUUGUUUAUGUGAAUUUUGCUUUCAAUAAUAUUACAGGUUUUCUACCUGAAAAUCUUAUGUUGCACAUCGAUAAUUUGCAAUAUCUUGAUCUUUCUUACAACAAUAUUUCAGGUUCAAUAUCAUACUUGAAAAUUGAAUCCUGCAAUUCCUUGUUGCAUCUAGACUGGUCUGGUAACCAAAUGGUUGGUUCUCUUCCUCCUUCCUUUUCAAACUGCACAAAACUCGAAGAGUUAAUUUUACAAGACAAUUCACUCAACGGGGAAAUCCCGCCUUCUUUUGGUGAACUCACGAGCUUACAAAGAUUAGAUCUUUCUAAGAAUCAUCUCACUGGUUGGAUCCCGACUGAACUGGGAAAUGCGUGCAACUCACUGUUGGAACUUAAGAUGUCUAAUAACAACCUUACUGGAUCAAUACCGACCUCAUUCUCAUCUUGUAAUUUGCUUCAACUUCUUGAUUUGUCCCUCAAUAAUUUAACUGGUCCUUUCCCCGAUUUGAUCCUGCGAAACUUAGGAUCUUUAGAGACCUUGCAACUUCAAAGUAACAGGAUCUCUGGAGCAUUUCCUGCUUCUAUUUCAUCCUGUAAGAAACUACGACUCGUUGAUUUCAGCUCCAACAUGCUGUCUGGGAUCAUCCCACCAGAUAUAUGUCCGGGAGCUAUUUCACUCGAAGAGCUGAGAGCACCAGAUAAUUCACUUUUUGGAUCAAUUCCAUCUCAAUUAUCUCAAUGUUCCCAGCUAAAGACCAUCGAUUUCAGCAUAAAUUACAUUAAUGGUACAAUACCAGCAGAACUCGGGAAUCUUGAGAAUCUAGAGCAACUGAUUGCCUGGUACAACAGCUUGGAAGGGAAUAUACCAGGAGAGUUGGGAAAGUGCAAAAAAUUGAAAAAUCUUAUACUGAAUAAUAACCAUUUAAGUGGCAGAAUCCCAACAGAGUUGUUCAAUAGCGUUACUCUGGAAUGGAUAUCCCUCACAAGCAAUAGACUGAGUGGUGAGAUUCCACGAGAAUUCGGGUACCUAACAAGGCUAGCUGUUUUGCAACUUGCAAAUAAUAGCCUGAGCGGUCAGAUACCGAAAGAGUUGGAAAACUGCACCAGCUUAGUUUGGUUGGACUUGAACAGCAACCAGCUUAAUGGUGAGAUUCCACCUCGACUUGGAAGGCAGAAUGGAUCAAAAGCACUUAGUGGAAUUCUGUCGGGCAACACAUUGGUUUUUGUACGAAAUGUGGGGAAUUCUUGCAGAGGAGUCGGAGGGUUGAUUGAAUUUUCCGGCAUUCGUCCUGAAAGGCUGUUACAGGUGCCAUCAUUGAGAAGUUGCGAUUUUACACGAUUGUAUUCUGGUCCAGUUCUGAGUCUUUUCACCCGGUACCAGACUCUCGAGUAUCUUGAUCUUUCUUAUAAUCAGUUAAGAGGGAAAAUCCCAGAUGAAUUUGGGGAAAUGAUAGCCUUACAAGUUCUCGUGUUGUCCCAUAAUCAGCUAUCGGGGGAAAUUCCGGAGUCUCUAGGACAGCUUAAGAACUUGGGAGUCUUCGAUGCAUCUCAUAACAGACUGCAGGGGCAUAUUCCAGACUCAUUUUCGCAACUGUCUUUCUUGGUGCAAAUUGAUCUCUCCAACAAUGAAUUGAUAGGACGAAUUCCACCCACAGGGCAGCUUAGUACACUUCCUGCAAGCCAGUAUGCAAAUAAUCCAGGUUUAUGUGGAGUCCCAUUGCCCGAAUGUCAAUACAAUAACAAUCAGCAGCCUACAAUAAAUCCAAAUGAGAAUGGUAAAAAAGGUGCAGCUACAUCAUGGGCUAAUAGCAUUGUGAUGGGGAUUCUUAUUUCAAUAGCUUCUGUCUGCAUUCUGAUUGUGUGGGCAAUUGCAAUGCGUGCUAGACGCAAGGAAGCUGCGGGAGUGAAGAUGCUUAAUAGUUUACAAGCAACCCAUGCUGCAACAACAUGGAAAAUUGAGAAGGAGAAAGAGCCACUAAGCAUUAAUGUUGCAACUUUUCAAAGGCAACUGAGGAAACUCAAGUUUUCUCAACUGAUUGAGGCUACCAAUGGAUUCUCAGCAGCGAGUAUGAUUGGCUCUGGAGGAUUUGGUGAAGUAUUUAAGGCAACAUUGAAGGAUGGAUCAAGUGUUGCAAUAAAAAAACUCGUAACUAAUUCGACGGUCCCACUGUCCCUAUUCAUGGCUGAAAUGGAGACCCUAGGAAAGAUCAAGCACAGGAAUCUUGUCCCUCUUUUAGGCUAUAUGGAUGACGGAGGAUUGAACGCGAGGAAUUGGGGUUAUUAUGAACCUUCCCUUGGCCUUAAAGGGCAUCUCGGUCUUCAACUCAUGUCAUCUGUGGCUGAGCGAGACGCUAAACCUUUCCUUGCAGGGCAUGAUACUCCUGUUAUGGUUGCAGCGAAUGGGGCAUUCCAUCCCCGGGAUUGCAUGGUGCUUCAACAACCCGAUUCAACCAAAGAUUCAAAUGUGAGUGUAGAGGAUCCAAGUGUUAAGAAGGAAGAUGUCCAUGCCAAGAAGAGAUCUGUGGCUGCUGCUGCACCAAAAACCCCCAAGGCAAAGAAGUCAAAGAAAGGUCCUUCUUUGCCUAAGGAAAUUGGUAACUCCUCUGUUCAGCGUGCCAAAACAUCAAAGAAGAAUCUUGACAUUAUAAUAAAUGGCGUUGAUAUUGAUAUUUCUGCUAUUCCGAUUCCUGUUUGCUCAUGUACCGGCACUCCCCAGCAAUGUUAUCGAUGGGGAUGUGGUGGUUGGCAGUCAGCCUGUUGCACCACAACCAUAUCAAUGUAUCCCCUGCCAAUGAGUACCAAAAGACGUGGAGCAAGAAUUGCUGGACGGAAGAUGAGUCAAGGUGCUUUCAAGAAGGUUCUGGAGAAACUCGCAUCAGAAGGCUAUAAUCUUGUUAACCCAAUUGAUCUAAAGACUUACUGGGCAAAACAUGGUACCAACAAGUUUGUGACCAUCAGGAAGAAUUUGGGGUCAAUGGGUGAUCAAGAAGGCCCAUGGCCUAGGUUGGCGACCUCCAUUGCACUUGGCGACUGCCUAAGAUUAUGGCAUUAUGCGUUUGACGGGCCAUGGCUAAGCCAAGCUGAUUCCUUAGCUGGGGUUAAUUCAAUAUCUAUUUUGCUCCCAUUUUCUUCUGAACCAGACCAAAUUGAACCUCUUUUAAAUGAAAAUUAUCCUCGUAGAAUGCUGUUGAAAUUUUUUGCCCUUUUAAGUUGUGCUAAUACUGAAUGA